Rubroshorea leprosula is the source of this 1878-nucleotide messenger RNA. The record is from the annotation of a GenBank genome assembly. NCBI's taxonomy places the organism in Eukaryota, Viridiplantae, Streptophyta, Magnoliopsida, Malvales, Dipterocarpaceae.
AAUGCCUAUACCAGUGACUCUUGAAUGUUUUGAUUAUUACUUUAUUUUCCUACUCACCUGUAUUUAUGACCAUUCUAAAUGUGGGUUAUGGUGGAUAAGACUUCUUUGGCAGCUUUUACCUAUUUGUUCUUCCUGUGCUUUCCUUUUGGUAAAUGGUUUUAAUUAAUUUUGUCAUUUACCUUAAUUAGCAGUAACCAUAUGACCUUUUCCCUUCCCCUCAAAUGAAUAUAAAAUGGGGUGAGGAAUGGGGCCUUCUACACCUCUUUGCAAGCUUAUCCUUGUGCUUUCUAGUUCCCAUCUCUUUCUUUCUUCUUCUUCAAGUUGUUCCCCCUUUUCACCUUCAAAUAUGAAUUCCCUUCCAUCUGGAGAAGAUGCACAGAACAGUACAGGUCCCAAAUCGUGCUUCUACUGCAACAGAACAUUCAAAAACCGUCGAGCUUUAGGGGGCCACCUUAGAAUUCAUAAACAAAAAAGUUCAACAAGGACUAGGAAUUCUCGUCGCCGUUUAUCAAAUAUCUUUCAAUUUGCUAGGAAUCCCCGUUUAUCUGUUCCCAACAGCCAAGGCCAGCGUUCCUCUGGGGUAGAUGGUGACCACCUUGUCCACCCAGCUCCAUUCACUAGAGCAACCUCUCCUUCUGGCUUUCGUAGAAUGUUCUGCACAAAUGAAAUGAACCCAGCAGAUGCCAGCAAUCUCACUGGAAACAAUCUCAGACUUCCUAGACUCCGAUCUGUCCCAUCUCCAAACUGUUCAUAUGGCUCUAGUGCUGAUGUGACCUACCAGUCUAGCCGUUUAUCUGCAACAGCUUCUGCUCCUGCUGGCGGCCCUGCUGUCACAGAUCUCUCUCUGCAUGUGGGUUCAGAUACCAUCAGUCAGUUUAAUACCGAUAAAUGUCACCAUGACCAUGACAGUUUAUCAACUGGUGGCAGUAAGAGGUCCCACUUAGGAGAAGGCUCAGCAACUGGUGAUGCUAAUUCCAAAAAGCAGAAAAACAUCUCUGGCCUGGAAAUGGAGUCAGAGGAGCCUGGGAAAAAAGAGCUACAGCAUUUUGUGGAUGUUAAUGAUUCUGUUUCUGCAUCAAAAGCUCUUGAUGCUGAAGUGGUGGGUCAAGUAGAUCUGGAUUUGUCGCUGCAUCUGUAGUUUUAUGUGUUUUUAUUAUAGUAAAGAACAGAUAGCUCCUAGCAAUGAAUGUUUGCUUCUCCUCCUGGUGAGGAAUGUUUGUUUUUUUUUUUUUUUUUCUUGUUGAACAAUGUGUGUGUUUUGGCAAAAAGGAAAAAAAAUGAAGAUAUGUUCUCUAUUUUCUGGUCAACCAUGUCUAAUCUUCUUGCUUUUGUGGAUAACUUGGAGCUUGAUUAAAUAUUUGUUUUUGAGGAUUUCUUAGAAUCGUGUAGGUCUGAUUGAGUAAUGAGAGAAGGAAAUACUUGGGAAUGAUGGUUAUAUCUCUCUUCUUUUAAUGUUGUUGUUUACAAGCAGUCAAGUGGUCAUUUAGAGUCAAUAGCAUAAGAACCAUUGCUCAUUGUUGGGGGACACUUUUUUACAGAGUUAUUGGGCCAAUCCAAUGGAACAAUUAGAUAGAUAAAUGGUUUUUUAUUCCAAUAAUUUUCUUGCAUGUUAUCAUGUACAUUUAUCUUGCUUGGGUCUUAAUGAGUAUGGUCUUUAACCAGCAAAUUAAAACCGCUGAAUGGGCCAUUGAGGUGAGACAAGUAGUGGGAUUGAUUGUGUAUCUAUAAGUUAUAUGUUUGGAAGAUGCGUGAAGUGCCAAUUUCACCUUCAAUGAUUUGAAAAGAUGAUCCUUUAUAAAGAAAAAAAAAAUUUCUUGUUAGUUGUAUACUUGUAUCAUCAUAGAGGAACUGAUUCCAUAAUUAACUUUAAUUUCUGCC